AUGUCCGGUUCCAUCGCCGAUUCCGAGUAUUCUCGUGUCAUCGAAGAGAUUUUCCAAAGAAUUCGCGCCACUGGUGAUACCGUAGGGAAUCGUGCUCUGUUUCUCGAAUGGAUCGAUAUCUUCCAACGUCCUGGACAUGUCGUAGCCAGUAAAUCAUUCAAAGCGCUGGCUGAGAUGAAGAAAGAAUCAGUUACUAGUCAAGGUGAAACCGAAAUUUGCGCAGUGUGCUACGACAAGCUGUGCAAUCCAGUAGACUUGCCAGAAACAUUCGUUCUCCAUGCAGAAUACAAAAUUGAUAAGGAUGAAUUCAAAAACUCGGUGACAAUAAUGCCAUGUAACCAUCGGUUUCAUUUUCUGUGCCUUGUUAUGUGGCUGGACCAGUCUCAGACAUGCCCAACGUGCCGGAAUCCAGUCAAAAGUGACAGUCAAUACGACAAAGAUCAACAACAAGCACGUGUCGACGAACUUCACAACUCCAUGUAUUCCUGA
Caenorhabditis briggsae is the source of this 489-nucleotide messenger RNA. Gene Ontology annotation, cellular component: cytoplasm. The transcript is spliced from 3 exons. Gene Ontology annotation, biological process: protein ubiquitination. The record is from RefSeq and is a predicted model, not a curated record. Gene Ontology annotation, molecular function: ubiquitin protein ligase activity. NCBI's taxonomy places the organism in Eukaryota, Metazoa, Nematoda, Chromadorea, Rhabditida, Rhabditidae. The coding region runs from base 1 to 489 and encodes 162 amino acids.